This is a messenger RNA of Stomoxys calcitrans (stable fly), 1130 nucleotides long. Its product is annotated as casein kinase II subunit beta. Bases 22 to 669 code for a protein of 215 amino acids. The transcript has a single exon. Gene Ontology annotation, cellular component: protein kinase CK2 complex; cytoplasm. The record is from RefSeq and is a predicted model, not a curated record. Gene Ontology annotation, molecular function: protein kinase regulator activity. NCBI's taxonomy places the organism in Eukaryota, Metazoa, Arthropoda, Insecta, Diptera, Muscidae.
GUGUGGUUUCGAUAAAGAAAAAUGAGCAGCUCUGAAGAAGUAUCUUGGGUUACUUGGUUUUGCGGUCUAAGGGGUAAUGAGUUUUUUUGUGAGGUCGAUGAAGAUUACAUACAAGACAAAUUCAAUUUAACUGGCUUAAAUGAACAAGUACCAAAUUAUAGACAAGCUCUUGAUAUGAUUCUUGAUCUGGAGCCAGAGGAUGAGCUUGAAGAUAAUCCUUUACAAUCGGAUAUGACCGAACAGGCCGCGGAAAUGUUAUAUGGCUUGAUACAUGCACGUUAUAUCUUAACAAAUCGUGGCAUAGCACAAAUGAUUGAAAAAUAUCAAACAGGUGAUUUUGGUCAUUGUCCACGUGUUUAUUGCGAGAGUCAACCAAUGUUGCCAUUGGGUUUAUCGGAUAUUCCCGGCGAGGCAAUGGUCAAAGUAUAUUGCCCUAAAUGUAUUGAUGUUUACACGCCAAAAUCAUCGCGUCACCAUCAUACGGAUGGUGCUUAUUUUGGUACUGGUUUUCCACACAUGUUAUUUGUGGUGCAUCCAGAAUAUCGUCCUAAAAGGCCUACUAAUCAAUUUGUUCCAAGACUUUAUGGCUUCAAAAUUCACAGCUUAGCUUAUCAAAUACAGCUGCAGGCAGCAGCCAACUUUAAAAUGCCACUACGAGCGAAAAAUUAAUAAAAAGCACACAAAACCGCAAGAACAAAUAGAGAAAGAAUUCUAAUUGAGAACAAAUUAAGAGGAUUUUUGUAUUCAAGAAUACUACUGUCCCACUAUACCCCCCUCCCCCUCAGAAAGAGAUCAUAGAACGGCAAGGAAGUAAAGAAAACAAACAACAUCAUCUUUUUUACCAAUCAAUCAAACAACAGCAUUGUUAGUUAUAUUUAAUUACGAAAUGAGGAGAUUUAUAUAUGAAAAUAUUAUUUAGCAUACAAAAAACAAACAAACAACCAACCAACCAUAAAUUGUCUACACACGAUCGAUCAUGCCCUCUCUGACUUUUACCAUAUACGAGUACUACAUACUUAGUGAGGAAAUUACAUAUAAACAUCAUCCACUACAUAGUAAAGAGCAUAUGGAAAUCAGAAAAGGAAAGAACCCUAGACGAUCUAAAUAAACAAAAACAUUUACAUACACAA